This is a messenger RNA of Penicillium paradoxum, 1740 nucleotides long. RefSeq names its product SD08430p. NCBI's taxonomy places the organism in Eukaryota, Fungi, Ascomycota, Eurotiomycetes, Eurotiales, Aspergillaceae. Gene Ontology annotation, cellular component: membrane. The coding region runs from base 1 to 1740 and encodes 579 amino acids. The record is from RefSeq and is a predicted model, not a curated record. Gene Ontology annotation, molecular function: acetyl-CoA transmembrane transporter activity. The transcript is spliced from 2 exons.
AUGCCACGCAAGAACGGGAGCCUCACGAAGCGCCGCUCCAAACCGAGCUUGCACCUGGCUACACAGACAAACGGACAUGCGAACGGCAAGAUGAAUCACAACAUAGAAAUGCGCAGGAGGGACACGCCCUCUGCAGAGACCUCUGCUGAAAGAACUGCUCAACUCAUGUCAAGGCCUGGCUUCUCCCUCGAUUACGAACCCGCCGUCAUCCCGCAGACCCCCGUCCAGACCACUACAACUUUCAACGACCUACCGCACAGUGAUCGCCGCAACUUCCUGCUGUUGGUAUUACUAUACUUUCUCCAAGGAGUGCCCAUGGGCCUGGCCACUGGCUCUGUGCCCUUCCUCCUCAAGCCAUAUCUCUCAUACGGCCAGAUUGGAGUCUUCUCGCUCGCCUCAUACCCAUACUCUCUCAAACUAUUCUGGAGUCCAAUUGUGGAUGCAGUAUGGAGCACGCGUUUCGGUCGCCGCAAGAGCUGGAUUACCCCAGUGCAGGUGAUUGCCGGACUAGCUAUGAUCUAUAUGGGAGGCCACAUUGAAAACAUGAUGGUCAAGGCCGGCGCGAAUGGCGGCGCGGGUGUCUGGACAUUCACAUACUGGUGGUUCAUGCUGGUUCUGUUCUGCGCCACCCAGGACAUUGCAGUGGAUGGCUGGGCUAUCACUUUGAUGUCCCCGCCGAACAUCUCCUACGCCUCGACCGCGCAAACGGUCGGAUUGACAGCCGGCCAUUUUCUGUCGUACACCGUGUUCUUGGCUUUUAACUCGAAGGACUUUGCGAACCGAUGGUUCCGAACCGUCCCUGGCGAGGGUGGCCUGCUAUCCCUCGGCACAUACCUUAGCUUCUGGGGCUGGGCUUAUCUGAUCGUGACCUGUGGCUUGGCUCUCCUGAAGAAGGAAGAGCGCACCAAGGAGCGUGAUAGUAUCAUGGAUGUCUAUAAGAGCAUGUGGAGUGUCUUGAAGUUGAAGAACAUUCAGACCAUCAUUCUGAUCCACCUGAUUGCCAAGAUCGGAUUCCAGGCCAAUGACGGAGUCACCAGCCUCAAGCUUCUGGAUAAGGGCUUCGGCCAAGACAACAUGGCCUUGGUUGUGUUGAUUGACUUCCCCUUUGAAAUCAUGCUGGGCUAUUACGCCGGUCAGUGGUCAACCAACUACGGCGCAAUGCGCCUCUGGGGCUGGGCAUUUAUCGGCCGACUGGCAGCCGCCGUGCUCGCCCAAUUGACCGUGAUGAUCUACCCCAGUGCUCCGGAAGUGCCGAUGUGGUACAUGCUUACUGUAAUUGGCGAGCAUGUCCUAUCAACCUUCAUGAACACCGUCAUGUUCGUCGCCAUCUCGGCCUUCCACGCGCGUAUUGCCGACCCAGCCAUUGGCGGGACAUACAUGACACUCCUCGCAACUGUCUGUAACCUGGGAGGAACCUUCCCCCGCAUCUUCGUCCUUAAACUCGUCGACAUGUUCACAGAAGCCACAUGUCUACCCCCGACCAUCGCCCCACCCACCGAUUCCCUCAAAGACGCCCUUGUCACAACGGCAUUCUCCUGCGCCCUCGAGCCAGAGAAGAACCGCUGCAUCAACGGUGGCGGUACCUGUCAGAUCGACCGUGACGGCUACUACAUGACCAACAUGCUUUGUGUGCUGAUCGGCACGCUUACAUUUAUAAUGUUUAUCAAACCGGCAGCACAGAAGUUGCAGGACUUGCCUCUUCGGGCUUGGCGGUUGACCACGAGUCCACAGCGGCAAUGA